AUGGCGGCGAAAAUAGGAGUGCGUUCCCUAUUUGGUCCAUAUUUUAGGCGAUUAAACUUCAUUGCUCCUAUACCGAAGCUGUUUUUUGGUCUGGAGAGUAUUCCAAAACAAAGAUAUGUCUAUACUACACCAGCGUCGCAAGGUAAUGCUGUUAGAAGGGAAGAAACUAAAAUAGAGGAGGCUGUGUCAGGAUGCCCAAUUUGCAGUAGAAAUUUAAAAUUUACAUACAAGGAUGUUUUAUUGCUCGCCCAGUUUAUUUCUCCUGAAGGACAUAUUUUAAACAGGCGAGUAACAGGUGUGUGCAGAAAGCAGCAGAGAAAACUGGAAAAAUCAAUUGAAAUAUCAAGGAGAAUGGGUUUAAUUCCGAGAAAACCUCCUGCUCUAAUUCAGAAAGCAAAUCAAAUGGCGUAACAAUGUGCAAAAUCAAUAACAGAGUUGUACAAAUGAUGGUGUUAAAAGACCUACUUGCAGAAUGGUUUAAUACUAACAAUCAUGCUGUGUACAAAUGAAACUAUUUCACCGACCAUGUAUACUGACUACAUGUCCAUGGAUUCUCAAGCCAAGUACAUGAAUGAACCUGUUAUUUAGCCUCUCCACAAUUAGUCACUGUGACCAUGGAAUAAAUACCAGUUUGCAAAAAUUAUUACUAACAAUUACACUAAGAAAAUAAAUUUAUUAUAUACCACUUGUCAAAGUUUUGU
Dendronephthya gigantea is the source of this 701-nucleotide messenger RNA. Its product is annotated as 30S ribosomal protein S18-like. The coding region runs from base 1 to 411 and encodes 136 amino acids. The transcript is spliced from 5 exons. The record is from RefSeq and is a predicted model, not a curated record. NCBI's taxonomy places the organism in Eukaryota, Metazoa, Cnidaria, Anthozoa, Malacalcyonacea, Nephtheidae. Gene Ontology annotation, molecular function: small ribosomal subunit rRNA binding; structural constituent of ribosome. Gene Ontology annotation, biological process: mitochondrial translation. Gene Ontology annotation, cellular component: mitochondrial small ribosomal subunit; ribosome.